GAACCAUCGUCACAACAACAGCUCUGUUAGUGGUGCUAGUUUAUUUCCGCCAUUAGGGAGAACUGCACACUGGUGUUAUAUCAUAUCAUAUUAUAUUAUAUUGUAUUGUACUCUCUAAUAUCCAGCUGCCAUGAAGUUUCAGUAUAAAGAAGAGCAUCCGUUCGAGAAAAGGCGUUCAGAGGGGGAGAAAAUCAGGAAGAAAUACCCAGACAGGGUUCCUGUAAUUGUUGAAAAAGCCCCCAAAGCCAGAAUAGGAGACUUGGAUAAGAAGAAAUACCUUGUUCCAUCUGAUCUCACAGUUGGCCAGUUCUAUUUCCUCAUUCGAAAACGAAUCCACUUAAGGGCUGAGGAUGCUCUAUUUUUCUUUGUAAACAAUGUCAUUCCUCCUACCUCUGCAACCAUGGGGCUGCUUUAUCAGGAGCAUCAUGAAGAAGACUUCUUCUUGUACAUUGCCUACAGUGAUGAAAGUGUGUAUGGAGAGUAGAAACAAAGGGAAAAUCCAUUUCCCUUGUACUGUUCCUUCCUUGUAUAAGAGUAUAUAAAUCCAUAAUGGCAGCCCAGAGUUCUUAGAGCUUCUGACAUCAAAUGCACUUUUACUGCCUCUUUUCUUAUUUCUGUUAGUCUUUUCUUUCUGAAGUUUGCUUCUUUUUUUAUUCCGAAUAUGAAGGUUUUGGCAGGUCACUUCACGUCCCCCCCCCCCCCCCCCCCAAAUCAGUUCCCAAAAAUGUAUCAUAACUGUGUAUAACUUAAUGCCAAUAUUAGUCACUAGUACUUUUGAAUAGAACCUUUAAAGACAGUUUGAAAGUUUAUUUGGAUUAAAUUACAAUAGGUCUUGGUUUAACAAAAUCCCAGGACUUCUUUAGGGGCAUUGCCCAUUGAGUGCUGCUGACUUGCUGUUUGUAUUGAAACCAGGCUACAGUACAAUGUCUGUUUUUAUGUUUUAAGUAUGCUAUAGCAGUCAUUCUGAUAUCAAUAUUUAAUGCUAGUGAUUCUUGUACAUUGACAAUUUUGGGCGGACCUUCACCACAGAUUUUAUUUAGCAGAUUUAUUUUUCUUUUUUUUAUUUGAACUCGGUAUUCAGCUGCAUUUCUGGUGCCCUAACUUGUGGUAACCAUAUAAACUAAACAAAGAUUAACCUGU
Molecule: messenger RNA, 1140 nt
Organism: Trichomycterus rosablanca
Lineage: Eukaryota; Metazoa; Chordata; Actinopteri; Siluriformes; Trichomycteridae
Gene: gabarapb
Product: GABA(A) receptor-associated protein b
Exons: 4
Coding region: 131-484 (117 amino acids)
Biological process (GO): macroautophagy; autophagosome assembly; cellular response to nitrogen starvation
Cellular component (GO): autophagosome; cytosol; autophagosome membrane
Molecular function (GO): GABA receptor binding; ubiquitin protein ligase binding
Source: RefSeq, a predicted model, not a curated record